AUGCGGCACAAUUUGAUUGAACCUGGCGACAAUGAGGACAUUACGGCCGAACGUCGACGUGCAUCAUUUUCGGUUGGAAAAUUGGCUUCGUUCAUACAUGGUGGCGAACAGAAACUUCGGCGAAGACGAGAAAUAUUGGAAUUUGUGGAAUCUCAAGAGGAGUUCCGAGAUCCGAUGCCACCCGAAUUCAUGAGUCGUGAAGAACGAGUUGAAAAUAAUGCACGAAAGGUUGUUGCUAUGACAGACAAGUCGGCGCUAGCGAUUGAUCAAUCAGAUUUUUUUGAGGAGGGAAUGCUUUAUCAAAGUUUGGUAAUGGGACGUGACUUCCAUGCCAUGUCAUUGCACUACGCAAUGUUUAUUCCAACUCUUCAAGGACAGACAGACGACGAUCAGCUGGACUACUGGUUGCCACUGGCUGUAACCAGAGGCAUUGUUGGUACAUAUGCGCAAACCGAACUCGGACAUGGUAGUAAUAUUGGUAAAUUGGAAACAACGGCAACAUAUGAUGCAAAGACGGAUGAGUUCAUCUUACAUACUCCGUCGGUGUCAGCCACAAAAUGGUGGCCCGGAGGUCUUGGCAAAUCCUCAAACUACGCUAUCGUUCCUGCUCAGUUGAUCAUCAAUGGCAGCAACAAAGGCCUGCAUAUGUUCAUUGCACAGCUCAGGGAUCUCACUACGCAUAUGCCUUUGCCAGGCGUCACUGUUGGUGAUAUUGGUCCAAAAAUGGGUAUUCCCGGAAACGAUAAUGGUUUUCUUAUUUUCAACAAUUAUCGUAUUCCACGUACCAAUAUGCUUAUGCGUCAUUCAAAGAUAUCAUCUAGCGGUGAUUACGUUGCUCCCGAACAUUCGAAGCUGGGUUAUAGCACCAUGGUAUUUGUUCGAUCAAUUAUGAUACGUGAUCAGGCUCUGCAGCUAGCAGCCGCUGUUACUAUUGCGAUACGUUAUUCUGCUGUCAGACGACAGGGUGAAUUAAAAUCUGCUGCAAAGGAAGCGCAGAUUCUUGAUUAUCGUACCCAGCAGUAUCGGAUAUUACCACAUGCCGCUCGAGCUCUAGUGUUUCUAUUUGCUGCUGAGGAAAUUAAGAAUUUAUAUCAAAAGGUUUCCGUCCAAGUUGGUGAAGGUAAUACGGAAUUGUUGCAAGAAUUGCACGUUCUUAGUUCCGGUCUUAAAUCUGUUGUGUCGUGGGAUGUUGCGCAGGGGAUCGAGCAGUGUCGAUUAGCUUGUGGUGGACAUGGUUAUUCGCAUGCAUCCGAAUCCCUCGAAAGACUUCACAGCACCAAUAAAUUUUUCAGUUUUUUGAUGAAAACCGUUGAGCAAAUAUGUUCGGGUAGCGCACGAUUAGCAAAGAUUAUGGAAUAUUUGGUAGAGCCUAGGAGAUUGAAGUCUUCCUUUCGAACAUGGCGAACAGUUUCUCCGCAUGAACUUAUGCAAGAUUUUGAGCAGGCAGCCAGGAAUCAGGUUUUUUCAACAUAUGACUAUUUACAACAGCUUAAAAGGGCUAGCGGUUCCGCAGAAGAAGCCUGGAAUUCAGCUUCUGUUGAAUUGUGUCGAGCGAGCCGGCUUCAUGUUAAAUGCUAUCUGGCGCAGAGUUAUUUUGAACGAAUAGCGCGGUGUAGGGAAGCUGACUGUGCUCGAAUUCUGGAACUACUCGGCGAACUUUAUAUGCUUUUCGAAAUUUCCAGCCAUUCCAAUUCGUUCAGAAAGGUAAAUUAUCAGCUUUCCCUCUUGUAA
Molecule: messenger RNA, 1731 nt
Organism: Gongylonema pulchrum
Lineage: Eukaryota; Metazoa; Nematoda; Chromadorea; Rhabditida; Gongylonematidae
Source: the annotation of a GenBank genome assembly